AUGAUUGAGAAACUUGAAAAGAAAAAUGCUAAAGAGAAAGGGCCACUUGGGGAACAUGAAGAACCAACUGAUUCAAAAAGUGAAGUUGAUGAGAGAUGGGAAGCUGAUGUUGUUCAGAAACGAUCCGAUGAAUUUGGAAAGAAAUGUAACUGUCAUGCUGAAUUACUCACCAACUUUGCUCAUUCUGAAACCCUUGACGAAGCUCACAACUGGAUGCAUAAAAUGGACCACUUUGAGCAAAAGCAUCUGCAACUUGCAUCUGAGUAUAGGGUUAUAGGAGAGCUGAUGAUCCGUUUGAAAGACGCGACUGGGAAGGAGAGGUUUAUGAUUCUUCAUAAACUGAAUAGAGCCAUGAGAAUGGAUCAAUAUUUCAUUGAUGAUAAGGAUGAUAUAUUGAUAGAGAAGAUCAAUGCCAUUGACAGCAAGCUUGAAGAGAAGUUAGCGGCACUGGAUCAUACAUUUGGAAAGAAGGGGAGGGUUUUGGAGGAGGAGAUUAAAGAACUCGCAGAGGAGAAAAAUUGUUUAAAUGAGGAGAAAAGAAGACCACUUUACAGGAAAGGUUUUGAUACGCGAUUAGUUGAUAUGAACCGAACAUGUAAAGUAACUAAGGGUGAACAAAUUUUCAAGUACACGCCUAUGUUAGUUUGUGGGAACUACAAUGGAGUCAUUGGUUUUGCAAAGGGAAAAGGUCCAGCGGCUCCCAUUGCACUUCAAAAGGGCCGAUACCAUCUCAGAUAUGGUUAG
This is a messenger RNA of Papaver somniferum (opium poppy), 744 nucleotides long. RefSeq lists its product as uncharacterized. Gene Ontology annotation, cellular component: mitochondrial small ribosomal subunit; ribosome. The transcript has 5 exons. Gene Ontology annotation, molecular function: structural constituent of ribosome; RNA binding. The record is from RefSeq and is a predicted model, not a curated record. Gene Ontology annotation, biological process: translation. The coding region runs from base 1 to 744 and encodes 247 amino acids. Lineage: Eukaryota; Viridiplantae; Streptophyta; Magnoliopsida; Ranunculales; Papaveraceae.